Molecule: messenger RNA, 1524 nt
Organism: Teleopsis dalmanni
Lineage: Eukaryota; Metazoa; Arthropoda; Insecta; Diptera; Diopsidae
Product: cytochrome P450 6a2-like
Exons: 2
Coding region: 1-1524 (507 amino acids)
Molecular function (GO): oxidoreductase activity, acting on paired donors, with incorporation or reduction of molecular oxygen; monooxygenase activity; heme binding
Source: RefSeq, a predicted model, not a curated record
AUGUUUCUCUACGUACUUGCAUGUUUGCUAUGCGGUUUGUUUUUGUUGAUUUCGUUGUUUUUGCAUAAACGGUUCACCUAUUGGGAGAGACGUGGAGUAGUGCAUGAUAAACCAACGUUCCUCUACGGAAAUUUACGUGAGUUCGGGCGCACAAAGCCACUUGUGCAACCAUUUCGUGAUUUCUAUAUGAAAUACAAAAACAAAGCACCUUUUGGCGGCUUCUACUUGUUUAUGCGGCCGGCAAUUGUCUUGUUUGACCUUGAGCUAGUAAAGGAUAUAUUAAUCAAAGAUUUUGGUAAUUUUCCGCAUCGUGGCAAUUACUAUAAUGAAAAGGAUGAUCCACUCUCAGGUCAUUUGGUUAAUUUAGCUGGACCAAAAUGGCGCACGAUGCGCACAAAAUUAACGCCGACCUUCACUUCUGGUAAAAUGAAAUUCAUGUUUCCCACUGUGGUACACGUGGCCAAUGAAUUCGUUUCCGUCUUUAAAGAUUUAGUUGAGAAGGAACACAAAGUGAAUGCUUUAGCCAUGGACACACAAGAAACUGUUAUAGAGAUCAAAGACUUGUUAGCACGUUUUACUACAGAUGUUAUAGGCACAUGUGCAUUUGGUCUUGAGUGUAAUAGUCUGAAGAAUCCACAAACGUUAUUCCGGCGCAUGGGCAGCAAGGUAUUUACUGAACAACGUUAUGGCAAAAUAAUGAAUUCGAUACUAAACGCUUUCCCGGAACUGGGACGGAAGCUACAUAUAAAACUGACACAUGAUGAUGUAGAUGAAUUUUUUAUGCGUGUUGUGCGUGAAACGGUGGAGUAUAGAGAACGUGAAGGUGUUCAACGCAAUGACUUCAUGAAUUUGCUUAUAGAAUUGAAGAAACAUAACGAAACGGAGGGUUUCACCAUUGAGGAUAUAGCAGCACAGGCUUUUGUCUUCUUUUUGGCUGGUUUCGAGACUAGUUCGAGUACGAUGGGCUUCUGUUUGUAUGAACUCGCUUUAAACCAAAAUGUACAGGAUAAAGCAAGAGCUGAAAUACAAGAGAUGUUGGAUCGGUAUAAUGGGAAGUUUACCUAUGAGGGUAUAAGAGAACUAAAAUAUUUGCAGCAAAUUUUUUAUGAAACCUUAAGACUAUAUGCCAUUGCUUCCUUUCUACUACGCAAAACCAUCGAUGACUACCCUGUACCGAACACAAACCAUAUUAUAGAAAAAGGAACAAUGAUUAUUGUACCAGUAGAUGCUAUACAUUAUGAUCCGGAUAUAUAUCCAAAUCCAACUAUUUUUGAUCCAUCACGUUUCGAACCAGAGGAGAUUGAGAAACGACAUUCUAUGUCUUGGCUGCCAUUCGGAGAAGGACCGCGGAAUUGCAUAGGCCUACGUUUUGGAGAAAUGCAGGCUAUCAUUGGCUUAGUAAUGCUUCUGAAUAACUUCAAGUUUACAACAUCAAAGCAAACACAAAUACCAAUUCAAAUGAAUAAGAAAUGUUAUCUUUUAGCUUCAGAUGGUGGAAUUUAUUUAAAUGUUGAGAAAUUGUGA